CCAGCAGCCCGGAAGUAGGCGGGGAUCCCACUCGACACAUUUAGAGAGCAAGCCGUGAGGAGAUCGACUUUGCACCGGCUUCCAGCAAGCAGCGUAACUCCGGCUCUCAAACCCAACAAUGCUGUUCACGCUGCUCAAAGUGGCUGUGCUCCUCCUGAGUGUGGAUUGCGAACCGGCUGCCCAAAGAAAAGAAAAUAAGCGUAAGGAGUUGACAUAUGGCAGUGAGAUAUGUACAUAUAAAGCUGACAGUGGGCAUUGCAAAGCUAUAAACAAAAGAUACUACUACAACAUAUUGACACAGAAAUGUGAAGAAUUUAUCUACGGGGGAUGUGGUGGAAAUGAAAACAACUUUGAAACCAUGAAAGAAUGUCUGGCAAAGUGUAAAGUAAAAGAUCGAAGAAAUCUUUGUCAAAUGGAAGCUGAUGGUGGACCAUGUCGAGGGCUUUUUUAUCGGUAUUUCUAUAAUAAGUCAACAAAACAAUGCGAACAGUUUAUCUAUGGGGGCUGCUUUGGAAACAAGAAUAACUUUAGAACUGAAAAAGAUUGCUUAAGUGCAUGCCACGAACCAAAAGGUUUGCAAUCUUCAGAUCUUCCAAAUCUCUGUAUGGACCCUGCAGACAAGGGUAAUUGUAACAAAUCCAUAACCAAAUACUUCUACAAUAAUUCCACUGGCAACUGUGAGACCUUUAUUUACAGUGGAUGUGGAGGAAAUCUGAACAAUUUUAAAACCAAGCAGCUGUGUCACAGGACCUGCAGAAAAGGAACCAGAAGGCAAUAGCCCUGAAUUGCCAGAAAAUACAUGAAACAUUCAAACUCUAAAAGGAAUCUGAUUGUCACAGGAUGCCUUGCAAUCUCUUGGAAUUUAAUUUACUCUUAACCCGUAACUGUCACACUCUGCACUUUUUAACCUCCUUUUGUUAGAUUUGUUUCUUGUUUGCAAAAGUAGUGCUAAUCAGCGCAGUAACAUGUUAUCAUAUCACCAGCUAACAUCUGCAAAUUUGUAUCCACCGUAACAGGGCCAGCCCUGUGGGCAACGUCAGAAAGAUGCAGUUAUUGUUGAACCUGAGAAAGUCUUGCUAACAGGUGUCAUUGGUUAUGGCAAAUUGUUAGGAUGCUUGCAAUGGCAACUUUGUAAUGCUAAAUUGACACACCUAGAUGGAAACUGAAAAUAUUCAACAAACUUCAUGUUCACUUCAGAUGGAACUUUCUUCUUUCUUUAAACAUAAGUCAGAGUGAGCUUAGACAUUUCAUUACAAAUUCCAUUACCAUAUUGAUUGUCCAGCAAAAAUGUUCUUAUUGAAUGCAGUAGUAUACAGGUAGCUGGUUAAUUCAGUUGGCUGGUUUGUAAUACAGUGAUGCCAAUAGCAUGGGUCCAGUAUGUUAGCUCAAGUCACCAUGGAGGUCCGCCUUCUCAAACUUGACCCUUUUCCGAGGUGUGAUGACCCUCCAGUUAAACUCACCAUUUGCCUCUCUAAUGAGAGGGCAGCUCUGUGGUCCUCUGGAACUAUGGCAACUCUACCAAAUCUUACAUACCGCUCUGAUGUUUGGGAUUUAAUCAUUUGUUUGUGUAUUAAUACAGCCAGUUUAAAGUACAUGAGCAUGAAUACAUAUUGUUCGUAACCUUAUGUUUUUAUGCUCUUUGUAAAAACUGACUGCUUAUUUUAUUCUUACUUCUUAGCUUAGCAGAUGACUUUUAGUACGAUACAAAAUACUGAAGACCCAAUUCUUGCUGCUACUGUACACUGGAAAUCUUUACAUUUAACAUUCAAGAUACCUCUGAUUACCUGCAAAGGCAAGGUAAUCAGAGGUAUAACAGGCACUUUUCAGGACCAAAAAAUGACAGAAGUAAACAAUGUUUGGCUCUUACUGUCAUUAACUGCUGCAUUAUCCACGGCAAUGCCUCUACCAAUCAGAGUUCACUUGCCAACCAACCCGCACACUCCUCUCAUACAGUAUAAUUGUCAAUUUUCCCUUUGAACUGGUAUUCUUGUGAAUUGCCCUGAUGACAACAAAAUGUGUCUUUACUUCAGCAAUAGCAAGAAUUCUUUGGUAAUAUGAAUUUUAUAAGUGAAAAUGGGUUAGGGUACCGGUCUAUCAAAAUAGGCUGCUAUUAGAACAAGAGUUUCAGAUAAUUAGCUUGUGUGUGUCACAACACUGUGCAGUUAUACUAUUACCAUCUUUUAAAUAAAAUCAAAAUUGCAAUGUCAUUAAUGGUAGUGGUUCACAGGGCAUUUUUUUUUAAUUAGAUUAAGCAUGUUUGAUAUAAUUUAAUGCAAUAUAGGAUUCCAUGGCAUUACAACAUGAGUUCUGAAAGAAAAUGCACAGCUUUGUAUUUCAAUCUGAAGGGUAAUUAUUCUUUUUAUGGCCAUUGUACAAGUAAUUAUUUUGUCACUGUGGCAAAAAUGCUAUUGUACAUCUGCCUCAAUUACAGUAUUGAUAUAGCAAAUCAGAAAAAGAAAUGCUCUGCUAUUGUGAUUAUAAAGUUUUUCAAUAAUCUGUGAA
This is a messenger RNA of Rhincodon typus (whale shark), 2502 nucleotides long. RefSeq names its product tissue factor pathway inhibitor. The record is from RefSeq and is a predicted model, not a curated record. Gene Ontology annotation, biological process: negative regulation of peptidase activity. Bases 119 to 778 code for a protein of 219 amino acids. Gene Ontology annotation, molecular function: serine-type endopeptidase inhibitor activity. The transcript is spliced from 5 exons. Gene Ontology annotation, cellular component: extracellular region. NCBI's taxonomy places the organism in Eukaryota, Metazoa, Chordata, Chondrichthyes, Orectolobiformes, Rhincodontidae.